GAAGGCUUUAACAAUUUCUGGUCUGUUUAGCGGUGCUCUGCACUGGGCUUUCCAAUAAUCUCCCUUGUAAAAUCCCCUUUGUUUCUUACUUAAGGGGUUCUUUACCUUUUGCAAAAGUAAAAUAGAAAUAAAAAAUAGCCUAAUCACUAGGUUCAAAAGAUUUUAUUCCUGCUAAACAGACAAUCAACCUUUAGGGGCCUAAUAUCAAAAGGUAUAAAUACAAUAGAAUAUUUCAGUGAUACGUCUAUAAUACUACACUGUGCUUUAAUAUAAGCCUAGAGAUCUGAAUGACAUCAGAGAUAUAGGCUGCUGCAAAAGGAAAUAAAAAUUAGGAUUCUUUCAUAAGGAAAUAAUGAUGAAUGUUUUAACAAUUUUGAUUUGGCUUGUGUGUUUUUACAUUACAUUGUUUUGUGACAAAGCAAAUACAGAUAAGAGAGGUUCAUUUAACAAUAGUGGAUAUUCAACCAAAUAUUACCAUGAGAUCGGUUACAUUUAUACACAACCUCCCAUGAAGACAUCAGUUAUGUCAAUGGCUGCCUAUGAUAUGGAAAUAGCUGCCGUUCAAUGUUUGUUCACUUGUCAGAAGGAGAAUUCAGCGGAAAAUUUAAACUGUGUUGCUGUUAAUUUUAACAGUGAAAAUGGAACAUGUCAACUGCUUUCAAAUCAGCCUGUUUAUAAGUAUGACGAGUGUGUUGUAAGUGAUGACCACUGGACAUUGUAUAUGGAGGAACCUAUUAAAUUUCCACGUGAUUGUGAAGAUAUAAGGAAAAGAACACUGGAUCAAUACUAUGAGAUUCAACCCGACUUGGACAAACCACCAUUUUCUGUGUUAUGCGGUAUUGGUCCAAGCAUGGCUACUUAUAUUCAAAGUCACAAAUCAUCAAGCCAUUUUGAUUUUCAGAAUGCGACAUGGGCUCAAUAUCGUGAUGGCUUCAGAGUUUACCCUCCUGGCUUAUCCUACUACUGGAUUGGCAAUGAAAAUCUCCACACUCUUACAAGCAGUCGUGAUUAUACCAUUGACUUCUUGUGUCGUGUAAAUAGAACUUUUUCUCUAUUCAUACUCUACAGCAGUAUUUUAGUUGGCAGUGAAGCAGAUUUUUAUAGACUGAAUAUUGGAACUUGUGCAUAUAGAACUAGGGAUAUUUUAAAUGAUGCCAUUUGGGUUACAGCCAAUGAUGAAGCAAAAAUAAAUGGGUCAGUAUUUCUGACACAUGAGAAUGUUACAGAAAAUGCAUGUGCAAGGCAGGGUGGCUGGUGGUACAACAACUGUACAAAUGCUAACUUUAACACAGCCAAUGGUAAUAUGUUUUGGGGAAGUUAUGACUGUUCGUACGGAAAAAUAAGGGUAUUACGAAAAAAGCCAUGAUGUUGUAGGUAGUGUGUGAAAAGAAACUUUUCCAAUGUUGUUCCAAAAACAUUUAAAUAGAAAAUGAAUUCCUUGAAUUUAACAAAUGUUCAUCAUCUUA
This is a messenger RNA of Owenia fusiformis, 1466 nucleotides long. Lineage: Eukaryota; Metazoa; Annelida; Polychaeta; Sabellida; Oweniidae. The record is from the annotation of a GenBank genome assembly.